CGCGAUAAACAGGGCGGGGGGCGAGAGGGGAAAGCGAGACGCGUUUCCCGGUUUUUAUUUAUUUAUUUAUUUAUUUAUUUUUAAUCCCGUGUCCCCGGUGACGUUGGUAAAAGCAGCUGCCGGCUCCCUUAACGGGCAGCAGCGAGGUUCUCCUCAGCCCGUCUGUGUGCCCGCCGGGCCCCUGCCUUCCAUUGUACGUGCCCCUGUGGCCUCUGACAGGCCUUCACCCUGCGCAUCGGCGCGCCCUGGUGCUGGUUGGUGUGGUUUGUGUGCUUCGGAUAAACAUCUCAUAAAAGGAGAUGAUAAAAAGACUGUUAUAUGUAUCGAGGGGAACAUUGCAAGUGGAAAAACAACAUGUCUGGAUUAUUUUGCACAGACUACUAAUAUUGAGGUCUUGACAGAACCGGUGAAUAAAUGGAGGAACGUUCGUGGUCAUAAUAUCCUGGGCUUAAUGUACCAAGAUGCAUCCAGAUGGGGGAUAACAUUACAGACUUACAUACAGCUUACAAUGUUGGAGCAGCAUACUAGACCAAUGAUUUCCCCGGUAAGAAUGAUGGAGAGAUCAAUUCACAGUGCAAAAUACAUUUUUGUAGAAAAUUUAUAUCGAAGCGGGAAAAUGCCAGAGGUGGAUUACGUUGUCCUAAGCGAAUGGUUUGACUGGAUCCAGAACAACACUGAUGUUUCAGUUGAUUUAAUAGUUUACCUGCAGACUUCUCCUGAAGUUUGUUAUGAGAGAUUAAAGAGAAGAUGUAGAGAAGAGGAAAAAAUAAUUCCUCUGGAAUAUUUAGAAGCUAUUCAUCAGCUCUACGAGGAGUGGCUCAUUAAACAUACCUUAUAUACAGUUUCCUGCCCAGUGCUUGUUAUUGGAGCUGACCAUGACAUGCAGAAAAUGAUAGAAAAGUAUGAAGAAAACCGGGACCAAAUACUAAAUCCAUAUAAUAUGCAACACCAUUUAUAGAAGUCUGUGGUACUUGUAUUUUAAAACAAACAAACAGUGUAUUUAUAAAGUCCUGUUCGGGGGCAAUUUUGAGUAUUUGCAGUACUUCUGAAUGUAAAUGUUUCUACUUUAGCAUUAUGCUUUGUAGGAUGUUAUGGACUUCCCACUAUGAAAUGUUCCGAAACAGGUCACAAACAGAAUAUGCUCCAAUUCCCUUCCACGUUUUUAGGUUCUCCGUCUGCUUUUCUGUGUUGAUGCUGUUCUGUUGAAAUACGUUUCUUUCUCCCAUGUCCCACUUACUGCUGUUUCCUAUAAAUAACCUAAGUUUCUUCUUUUUUUUCACCAUGACAAAGCUGUUUUGUAAUUUAAAAGAAGUAGUUCCAUACAAAAGGUGGGAUGUCAUGUUUUAUUAGAAGGAAAUGAAGUGCAUCGCAUUAAAGUAGGUUUGUAAAACAGGUCAUGUCAAAAUAGGGUGUGUGGGUUUCUUACUUUUAAUCCCACAUACACUACUGAAUUUCACUGAAUUCAUUUUCUUCUGCUUUACAUGAAAUCACAGUAUAGUUUUGAGAUAGCUAUGUAUCAGCAGAGCCACAAUGAAUUCAGUGGCAGAAGAGUAACAUAGUUUUUGUGACUAGGACUGUAGAAUGGCUCUGAGGCCGCCUUUUUUAGGGUAGGUUUUUAAAAGGGCUUCUCUAUUUUCCAUGAAAUCACCUUAUUAUGGCUUACAUGAGGACUAGUGAAAAUACAGUGUGCACAGAACUCUGUUAUUCCUUUCAAAUGGUGAUAUAAGUAGUAGAAUUAAUUGAUUUUUAACUGCUUUGGAUUCUUAAAUGUUUGAGUGUUUUUGUUGUUGUUGUGUUUUUUUAAUAAAGAAAAAUGCACUGAGUUCUUUCAGAUUA
Messenger RNA from Anas platyrhynchos (mallard), 1836 nucleotides. The record is from RefSeq and is a predicted model, not a curated record. NCBI's taxonomy places the organism in Eukaryota, Metazoa, Chordata, Aves, Anseriformes, Anatidae.